GCGCGAGGUCGCGCCGCUUGUUGUCAUCCGACCUGGCUGUCGGGUUCUGGUAGCCAAGUACCGGGAGGCGGAGCAGGCACGGGCCGGAGGGCAGGUGGGGGUGAUAGGUUCGCGCCCCUGCGACCUCGGGGCCCUGGGCUGAGUGUGGGCGACGGGCCGGGGGCGACAGCCAGUGAUACUGUCAUUGAGUCGGUGGGUCAGGUUCAGCGGCCGCUUGCUGAGUGUCUAGUACGUGCGAGGCGCCCUUGGGGUGCAUGGUCAUUCUCCCGAGGGCUGUGAGUAGGUACUACGAUUGUCUUCAUUAUAUCGCGAGAAAGCAACAACAGAAAGGCUCGUAGCCUGUCCAGAGUCACACGGCUAGAAAACCCCGGGAGAUCCUUCUAGCACCUAUGCGUUUCUAACGAACGUUCCCGAAAUGUAUCAACUUUGUGCUUGCUGUGUGCCUGCCCUGCUAGAACACAGCUCCGCCGGGUCGGGGAACUCUGAUUACUUUGUUCACUGAUGUACCUGCAACACGUUGGACAGGCCCACAGUAGGCACUCAACUUUUUCACUGAAUGAAUCAAAGCGACAGAGCGGGCAAUCAGUUCGAGUCCACAGCUAGGACCCUUAUGGGAUGACGCAGUGCUUAGCUCCUUGUCUGGCGACAGUUAGGCUGCUACUAAGCGUUUACUCUUAACACUGAACCGAGGCCUUGCGGCUGCUUCCAUAAAGUAUUCCAUCUGGGUUUUCCUCACUUUCACUGCCUCAGAGAGGUUGCUCACUGCAUCUCCUGUGCGGUCAUUGUUUCCAGGGUCAGGGCGCAUCAGUGAGACCACUGCUCACCUCCUGCGGGCUCCGGCUCGGCCGCCCCUGGGCUUCCUAGUCUACAGAAGAGCCAGUGGAGGCCUCAGAAGAUCUCUGCCCUUUGUCUCGAGCAGAACAGGAUGGCCAUGUUCCAGGAGUCCUUGACCUUCCGGGACGUGUUUGUGGACUUCACCCUGGAGGAGUGGCGAUGUCUGGACUCGGCUCAGAAGAACCUGUACAGGGACGUCAUGCUGGAGAACUACAGCCACCUGGUCUCCGUGGGACAGCUAGUUCCCAAACCCGAUGUGGUCAUCAGAUUGGGACAAGGAGGAGAGGCCAGGACAGCAGAGGGAGAGACCCCGACGCGGAACCCUCUGGAAUCCUGGCAAGUGCAUGACCAGAUGGACAACCACAAGGAAAGCCAAGACCAAUGUCUGUGGCCGACUGCAUUCGUAGACCAGGAAACACAGAAGGACCAAAGUGGCCAGGAAUUGACAACAUUCAGGACAAUCAUUUAUCCGGGCACAGACUUUGUUUCUAUAAGACAAAGACUCCCUAGAUAUUAUUCAUCGGGAAGAUGUUCAAAACAUAAUUUAAACUUUCUCUGUCAAAGCAGAAGUUCUGUAAGAAAGAAAGGUGAUGAGCGUAAGGCACAUUGGAAGUCGUGCUUCCACCCUAAUCUUUAUCCAGCGCAGCCUGGAGAGAAAUUCUUUGAGCCUCAUCAACGUGGAAAAACCCUCCACCAUAAGGAAGCCCUCGAUAAACCUCCAAGAAGUCAAACCAGGGAGAAACUCUUUGAGUGUUCUGAAUGCGGGAAAGUGUUUAUCCAGAAAGCCAACCUUGUCGUGCACCAGAGAAUUCACACGGGAGAGAAGCCCUAUGAGUGCAGCGAAUGUACAAGAGCCUUCAGCCAGAAGUCAACCCUCAUUGCACACCAGAGAACUCACACAGGGGAGAAGCCCUAUGAGUGCAGCGAAUGUGGGAAAACCUUUAUCCAGAAGUCAACGCUGAUGAAACAUACGCGAACUCAUACAGCAGAGAAACCAUUUGUAUGUGGUGAAUGUGCAAAAGCCUUUAAGAGUUCCUAUCACCUUACUAGACAUGAAAAAACACACAUUAGACAAGCAUUUUAUGAAGGAGUCCACUGUGGUAAAUCCGGCCUUAUGUACCCGAGGACUCACACGGGUGAGAAACCUAACUGUAAUAAACAUGGGAAACCCUCUGAUGAGAAACCCAACCCCAUUAAACACCAGAGAUCUCCUAUAAAAGAGAAAGCUUACGAGUGCGGUAGAUGUGGAAAAAGCUUCAGGGGGAAGUCCCACCUCUCUGUCCAUCAGAGAACUCACACCGGAGAGAAGCCUUACGAAUGCGGCAUAUGUGGGAAGACUUUCAGUGGAAAAUCACACCUCUCUGUCCAUCAAAGAACUCAUACAGGAGAGAAGCCUUAUGAGUGCAGAAGAUGCGGGAAAGCCUUUGGCGAAAAGUCAACCCUUGUUGUACAUCACAGAACUCAUACAGGAGAGAAACCCUACAAAUGCGGCGAAUGUGGGAAAGCCUUCAGCGAAAAGUCACCACUGAUAAAACAUGAGAGAAUUCAUACGGGAGAGAGACCCUACGAAUGCAGCAACUGUGGGAAAGCAUUCAGUAGGAAGUCAACUCUCAUUAAACAUCAGAGAAUUCACACAGGAGAAAAACCCUACGAAUGUAGUGAAUGUGGGAAAGCUUUCAGUGUGAAAUCAACUCUCAUUGUACAUCACAGAACUCACACGGGAGAAAAACCCUAUGAAUGCAGAGACUGUGGAAAAGCCUUCAGUGGGAAGUCAACUCUGAUUAAACAUCAGAGAAGUCAUACAGGAGAUAAAACCUAUUAAUAUACUUGAACGUGGGAGAAUUUCCCUAUUAUACCUCAUUAUAGAUCAGUUCAUCCUGGGGAGUAAUCUUAGCAAUGUCAAGAAUGUCAGAAACUCUUCAGAUAUUAAUGUUCCUUUAAUGUAAUAGAAGGUUCAAAAAUAUAAUUCCAGAAGCACGUAAUAAAUGCGACCAGUUUUUCACCCAGAAGGUCUUACGAGUGAAUUGUAUAUCAGGGAAUUCAACAGUGGCAGAAUUAUGAGUGUAUUGAUGUGAGACAACCUUGAGAAAGAAUGUAAAUGUUAUCGCCUAACAGAGUCUUUAUGCUGAGGAAAAACUAAGAGUCGAAUGAGUUUAGAAAACUAUGUCAGCAAUUAGGAGAGAAAUGUGUUCCAUAUUCUGUAACAUUCUGUGGGAAAGGUGCAGAGGCUGCUAACAAGGAGUCAAAUAGAAGAAAGUGAGGUUCGCCCUGGAAUAGAACACACUUUUGAAAGAACAGUAUAGAGCAUAAACUGUUAAUCCCAGCUGGGGCAGACUCCCCGUUAUUAUUAUUAUUUUUUUAUUUUUAAUGUUGAUUUUUUGAGAGACAGCACGAGUGAGUGGGGGAGGGGUAGAGGGAAGGAGACACAGAAUCGGAAGCCGGCUCCAGGCUCCGAGCUGUCAGCACAGAGCCCGCUGCGGGGCUCGAACCCACGAACCGCGAGAUCGUGACCUGGGCCGAAGUCGGACGCUUAACUGACUGAGCCACCCAGGCGCCCCAGCCCUGUUAUUAUUUUUAAUGUUUAUUUAUUUUUGAGAGAGAGGGCACAUGCAUACGGGCACGUGGGGGAGGGACAGAGGGGGAAACAGAAUCCCAAGCAGGCUCCACACUGUCAGCGCAGAGCCCAACACGGGGCUCGGUCUCAGGGGUGAGAUCAUGACCUGAGCUGAAAUCAAGAGUUGGACGCUUAACUGACUGAGCCACCCAGGCACCCCACCCCCUAUUAUUUCUUAAACAACUAGAAAAAUUGCUCCCUUAAGUAGAAUGGGAGAUGAGUCAUCAGGGUCCCUGUGACAAAGGGGCUCAAAGAGAUCUCACACAUGUUACCCAUCAUCUUCAGUGCAAAAAUGCAAAUCCCUUACAGAAAAGGCACACCUUGCUUGGAAACAGUGCUUACAACUUAACAUUCUUUGCCUUGUAAGAAAGAGUAGUCACUUUAUGGUGAGGCAAUAAAAGAUUUUUAAUUGUCAGAGCAUCUCCUGUGACAGCAAUAUUAUUUAAAUUGUGAAACAAAUCAGAAAUUGAAUAUCCCAUAAUAGGUAAGUGAUUAAAAUUCGAUAUAUCGUUAAGGUGGGAUAAUGUGGACAAUUAAGAAUUAUCUUUGCUUGGGGCUCCUGGCUGGCUCAGUCGGUUAAACAUCCGACUUCCGCUGAGGUCGUGAUCUCUCGGUUCGUGGGUCCCAGCCCCGCGUCGGGCUCUGGGCUGACAGCUCGGAGCCUGGAGCCUGCUUCGGAUUCUGUGUCCCCCUCUCUCUCUGCCCCUCCCCCACUCUUCUCUUCUCUUUCUCUCUCUCUCAAAUGAACAUUAAAAAAAAAUUUUUUUUAAGUGAUCUUAUGUUUGAGGAUUUGGGGAAAUGUUCAUGGUAAUCUAUUGUGAAAAAAACAGAUUAUAAAACUAUACCAUAUGAUUUACAUUGCAAACAAAUACAUAUUGUACAAAUACUAUUGUAUCAGUGACUCUGGGUGGUAGAACUAUAGCAAUUUUAUGCUAAGUAAAAUUAUAUGCACAUAUGUACAUAUAUAUUUGUAUUAUAUUUAUUGCUAUUUAGUUGUAAGUAGGUAGACAUGUAGAACAAAAAUCUAGGAACGAAAUAUACCAAAUUAUUAAGCAAAUUGUCAUUUGGGUGUUGAGAUCAUAGAUUUUUAAAUGUUUUGAAUAUAGUUUCCAGAAACCACCAAUAAAAUAAGUUGAUUAAAAUAAUUCUGUGCAUACUUGCUUCUGUCUUCACAUCCGUUUUCCCAUUCAGCUUUGUCUUUGGUUUUGAGAAUAUGUUUU
This is a messenger RNA of Panthera uncia (snow leopard), 4668 nucleotides long. RefSeq names its product zinc finger protein 674 (gene ZNF674). NCBI's taxonomy places the organism in Eukaryota, Metazoa, Chordata, Mammalia, Carnivora, Felidae. Gene Ontology annotation, molecular function: DNA-binding transcription factor activity, RNA polymerase II-specific; RNA polymerase II transcription regulatory region sequence-specific DNA binding. The coding region runs from base 926 to 2656 and encodes 576 amino acids. Gene Ontology annotation, cellular component: nucleus. The transcript is spliced from 5 exons. The record is from RefSeq and is a predicted model, not a curated record. Gene Ontology annotation, biological process: regulation of transcription by RNA polymerase II.